CCUCCUCUCCCCUCCCCGGCCGCGGUUGAUGCGCGCGCGUGGCGGUUCCGUCUUCUCAGAACGGCCGCGGCGGCGACGGCGCUGAGGGGCCCGGCAGCCGGCGCCCGGGGCUGCGGAGUGUGGCGGGGUGGAGCCCGCCUUCUUCCUGCUCUCGCCCUCUUCCCUGUCCCCCUCCUUCCUCCGCCCGCCUGGCCCUCCCCGCACGCAGUCGCCGCGGUUCCCGGCACGGACAACAUGGCGGCGGUGGCGGGGGCCGCGGCCGCGGGCAGCUCUGGUGGCGCCGGAGGCCCGGAGAUGGUGCGAGGCCAGGUGUUCGACGUGGGGCCGCGCUACACCAACCUGUCCUACAUCGGCGAGGGCGCAUACGGCAUGGUGUGUUCUGCCUACGACAACGUCAACAAAGUUCGAGUGGCUAUAAAGAAAAUCAGUCCUUUUGAGCAUCAGACGUACUGCCAGAGAACUCUGAGAGAGAUAAAGAUCUUACUGCGCUUCAGGCAUGAGAAUAUUAUCGGAAUAAAUGAUAUUAUCAGAGCUCCAACUAUUGAACAAAUGAAAGACGUAUACAUUGUGCAAGACCUUAUGGAAACAGAUCUUUACAAGCUCUUAAAGACUCAACACCUCAGCAACGACCACAUUUGUUAUUUCCUUUACCAGAUUCUGAGAGGGUUAAAAUAUAUCCAUUCAGCCAAUGUGCUUCAUCGUGACCUCAAACCUUCGAAUUUGCUGCUUAAUACCACUUGUGAUCUCAAGAUUUGUGACUUCGGACUGGCUCGUGUUGCAGAUCCUGACCAUGAUCACACAGGAUUCCUGACAGAAUAUGUGGCCACGCGUUGGUACAGGGCUCCUGAAAUCAUGCUGAAUUCUAAGGGUUACACCAAGUCUAUUGACAUCUGGUCAGUAGGCUGUAUUCUGGCAGAGAUGCUCUCCAACAGACCCAUCUUUCCAGGAAAACACUACCUUGACCAACUUAACCAUAUCCUUGGUAUACUUGGAUCCCCUUCCCAAGAAGAUUUGAAUUGUAUAAUAAAUUUAAAAGCCAGAAACUAUUUGCUUUCCCUACCACACAAAAAUAAGGUGCCGUGGAACAGGCUGUUUCCGAAUGCUGACCCCAAAGCACUUGAUUUGUUGGAUAAAAUGUUGACCUUUAAUCCUCAUAAGCGAAUUGAAGUGGAACAAGCUUUAGCCCAUCCGUAUCUGGAACAGUAUUACGAUCCAAGUGAUGAGCCUGUAGCUGAAGCACCGUUCAAGUUUGAUAUGGAAUUGGAUGACUUGCCGAAGGAAAAGCUGAAAGAACUGAUUUUUGAGGAAACUGCUAGAUUCCAGCCAGGAUAUCGAUCUUAAAUUGUGCAUAGGACAAGGACUUAAAGGACUGGGCAUGCUCAAACGUUGCUGUUCCUCUUCCCAGUUCUUUACUGUUGGUCAUGUCUUGUGGCCUCUCUCAGCUUAUCCACUAACUCCUUUGAGCCAUUCAGGAGGGCAGUUCCUGGUAGUUUUGGCUUUUCAUGCUUUCAAUGAAUCUUUUAAGCCUGAAGAAUUGUAAUUGACACUCCUAUGCGUAAUGCCCGUUGUUGACCUGUUGCAGUACUGUACUGUAAGUGCACCUACUGCUGGCCAUGUUUUAACUGCUUGCUUUCUGGUUUGAGAGAUGCAGUGGUUCCUUUCACUCCUGGAUUAAUAUCCAAGAAGAUAAUUCAUUACUGAUGUGAAGUUUACACCAUGAACUGUGUUCUUCUGACUUUGCUGAAGUCGCUGGCAUUUUUUUUAGAAAAGCUACUAUUCAGGGCACUUUAAGUCAGUGACAUCCCAGAUUUUUUUUGCACUUCCUUUUUAAAUAGAAAUGGUUAGCAUCCGGUGAGUGGGGUUUUACCAUGAUGCUCUGGAUUACAGCAUAAGUCGUGUUCGUGUUAAUCUUGCUUAUGCACUUGUUUGGGUGUCCUGUGCUGUACAUGCAGGUAUUCUGUACGGUGUGGUAGCCACAUAGGAACCCAUCUUAAUUGAGUUCAUCUAAGAAACAUUUUACCAUGCAUUGACAAAAUUUGUACCUUUUUUUCCCCGCCUUUUUCAAAACAGAUCAUUUUAAGUUUAACCGUGCUGGGAGGGGUAGUACUUCCAAAGUUCAUACCUUGUGGUCGUGUUUAUAAGGCUUGUGCAAAGAGAAUGAGUGGCAGCUUGCCAUCCUAUUUAUUCCCUGUGUGAUGGGAGAUUAACAAAGAACAAAAUGGCACGAUGACCUAAUGGGGAAUGCUUUUCUUUGUGGAAGGCAUCCGAAUGUGGUAAGUGAGAAUCCAAAAUAUGAUGUUAGUAAUGAUGAUGAUGAAGUCUGCAUACUUCAUACCAAUGAAAUGCUUCAAAUGAGGAUUGGUAGUUUUACACUGCAUCCAAUCACUGACAUUCAGAAUUCUCGCAGAGAGGAACACUGCAUCUUUAAAUGAGAAAGUUUGAAUUUCCUUUUGCUCCUACAGCAUGUCAGCAUCUCAAGUUCAUUUCUUGCAACCUACACUAUGGUGAUUUGUAAUCAAGCCUCCAUGAGCUCGUGACAUAAAGUACUGUUCUGUUGUCAAGUACUAUCAAACUUUUCUGAUAAUGCUGAGUUAGGACAACCAAACAAAGCUAGCACUAAAUAAUGUUUAAAAUUGUAUACCUUUUAAUGAUCUUUUCAAGUAUUUGUUACUGAAAUUGUAUAAUGUGAGUUUACUAGGUGUUAUGUUCCAGUGCAGUGCCUCCUUUUCUUUCCCCACUGCUCUCUGUGGUGAGAAAUUUGCCUUGUUUAAAAUGAUUACUGUGCCCUCGCAUGACUGUUAAAGCUUUCUGUGCAAAGAUGAUUGUUUAAGUGCCACAUGCCUAUGACUGAGAGAAAAAUCUAUUGUUACCUCUGAGUUGUGUUCAACUGAAAUGCUAUUCAACAAAUAACUUAGGAAAAAUAGUUCUAUUUUUAGCUUUUCAUAUCUCUGCUGUCUUCUCAAUUUAUUUUGGCAGCAGUGAAGAAUGGAUUGUAUAGACUGCUUGCUAAUAUGAACAAAAUGCACUUGUAAUUCCUGGAAAUAAAUUUAAAUCUUAUAUCUUCACAUUAACAUAAAGAAUUAGUUUUUGGUUUCCUCUUGGGUAAUGUGUUUGAAUGGAAAUCAGAUUCACUUGCUGCUGCAGUAUUACAAGGAUGCUUGCUGGUUAAUGAAUCCAGGCUUCCUCAUUCCACGUAGUCUGCUUUUCCAAAAAACAAAGCCAUUAACUUAGAUUUCGAUCGGCGAGGGUGCUUACAAGGUUCCAUUUCAGAUUUUUUCUUCAAGUUUGAGUCUUAGUCUACCAAAACUAACUCUGAAAAGCAGUGGUUCAUUGUAAGGGGCAUUUUCAGUUGGGAAGUCCCUGUGGUCCCUACAUCUCUGCUGCGUGGAACAGAAGGAGCAGCCGGGACGCUGCGCGAGUGGCCGUGGGAUGGCGGCACGGAGCUGUGCUGAAAGAAGUUUCUGUAGAAAUUAUGCGCUUGACUGUUGAUCCUUGUGUAGAAAUUUUUUCUGGUGUUUCUACACAUCUUUACCAAAACGCUUUCUUCGUGCAGUUCAGAGAAGCUGAAAUAUUUCUAGAAUCUCUGCUCCUUGUACCAUCGUCAUCAUUACAGGAAUCACGGUUGGAAAGAUGACUGUUACUGAAAAAAUUUGUAAAACUAGUUUGUAACACCUCAACCUGAAUUUGCUAAGGAAGAAUUUUGGCAGCUUAUUUCAUCCUUUUCCCAAUUCUUUUUUUAAUACUUUAAUUUUGGGUUUCUGGAGAGGUGUAAACUUACCCUUGCAAUCUGUCUUUCAGAAUGAUGAGCCAAGGGUUUGCUUUACCUAACGUGUGGUGCUUUCAGGCCUUCCUCCUUAGCUGUCCUUACUGACCCAAAUUGGAGUCCAUUGGUACCCAUAACUGCAUCCAUCCAUCUCCUGCUGAACGCAGUAGGCGUUGUUGAGCUGAAUGCUAUAUUGUCAAGUGCAGAAGCAUGACUUUUUCUUUUGUCAGAUAUUGAAAAUGUUUAAAAGAAGGUGCCUAUAACACUGCUAGGUCGGCUAUUGCUCCGUUUUGCUUUUUUUUUUUCCCCUCUUUUACUUAGUUUUUGAAUAUGUAGAGCAGAGACCUGAAGCCUGUAUUUGAAGUAAUAUAUAUUUCAUGGUAAAGAUGUUUUGGGAAUAAGGAAUAUGAACAGUUGACUGUCUAAACAUUGCAGCUGUACUGCGGAAGAAGAGUGGGCAAACUUAAACUUUUCCUGGAUGCUUUGGCAAAGAAAGCAUCUUAUUCUGCUGUCCUGACUUCCCAGAAUCGUCCUCAUCCCUGUCACACGCCCCAGGUCCGAGGUGUGCGGCGCCCUGCCGGGCUGAGCGGCCUGCUGCCCUGCGAGGCUUCGGCAGUCGCAGGUGGCGGCGUGACUCAGCGGUGGCCACAGGCAGCCCAAGGAGCUGAGCACGGCUUGCCUUACAGAACGGGGAAAAAAGCCUGUUGCCCGUUGUAAUCCGCUGUGAUAUAUUUAUACCAUGUCAAAGUUGUUUGCUGAGCAACUGUACUAUAGAUUUAAACUGUAUUAAUAUAUAUUUGCUUACGUCAGUGUAGUUUAUAUAGUCCUUGGUUAUUGAUGAAUUUGUGUUGUUACAGCACAGUGAUGUGGUAUAAAUAUAGGCCUAUGCACACAAGAUGCUCACGGAUUUGGUCCCUUGCAUAGUACUUUUAUAUCUGUACAGCGACGUCUUCAAGCAAUCCCAGAUUUUAGGGGAAGUAUUUUUGUAAAUGCAGUGGUUUGAACAAAAAUCCAAACAGUCCUUUUACUAAGUUUUAAAUGCGUUUGCGGUUCUAAAUGGUUUGGUUAAUGACUGAAAUCAAGACACUAAAUCAGUGAAAAGUGCACAUUAGUAAAGUGAAGCGUACCAUGGUUUUCUGUAGCAUGUGCUGUGAUGGAGCUGGGGGAGCGCUGGACGAAAGGCAGACUGCCUGUGUAAAUGUAGAACAAACGCCUGCAGGUUGCAGCUGGAUUACUUACUAUUGUUGCCUUUUCUUGUGUUGUAUCAGUGUAGAGCACUCUUAAAUACUCAAACUGCUUUGUCUUUGCUUUGUACUGUCGGUGCCUUCUUAGUCACGUACCCCACAUGUCCUGCAUAGCUAAUUUAGUUAAUGGUAAGUUUAAAAUAAAAUAAAGGAAGAUUUUAUAUUAAAAAAACCUUUAAAACUUCAUUUUCUGUAUGUUCUUAUUCAUUGUAACAAUUAAACAUUUAUAUUGUGGCAGAUUUGUGAUUUGGUUAAUCUGUAUAGAUCAGUUGUAAGUAGCAAAGGUUUAUAUUUGUCUUAUUCUUUUAAUGUUGUAAACGUAUGUGAUUUUCUUCUUUAAAUCAGGUAACUUAAUGUUCUGUUUCAUUUUUGGCAUCUGAAUCUUGUAUAAACAAAUGCAAAGAAAACCAUUAAAUUGUGUCCCUGUAUUACCAAAUCAGCAUAGUGCUGUGCGUGUGUAGAACGACUGAAAUUCUGCUUUGCAAUGACGUUAGCGCGUCUAACAGUGAGUCGCCCGAAUGGAGCAGCAGAGAGAGCCUGCCUCCGUGUUCCUGAGUGCACAGGUGUGUCUGUUUCAGAGUACGAGUGCACCAGUCUGAAAUUGGAGUCGUCCAAAACAUUGCAGGUAAAGUUUGUAGAGGGCAGAAGAGCUGUGUCGUUGUGGCAAGAAGGCUGUGAGAUGAGUGCUGUGAGCUGCUGGGUGCAGAGGUGGCCCGUGUUUGGCCCGUGGAUGUUAGCACAGCUGCUGCCCACUGCCCGGGAAGUUUUGCGAAGCGCUCAAGCAGCCCUCAGAGAGCAAAUGCUUUCAGUUCAAUAUGAAAACGUUGUUCUCAGGCCGAGGUUUGGAGCGUUCUGAGGAUUGUGGGAACAACGCGCUCGAACGUCCUGUAAUGGCAUUUUCACUAAUAUUUUUAGUCUGAAAUCCAGCUGUGCCAAAGAACUGAGAAAAGGUGUAACUGGAUCCUGGCAGCUAGAGACUGCAGUGUGUGUGACAACGUGCAAAGCCUGACCUGAAACUGAGGUGCUUGCCAGUACUGGACAGCUCUGUAACAGCUCUACGCCUGGCUCGUUAAGGUUCCUCUCUCCGUCCCCUCCCUGGUCUUCACAGCAGUAUGCACUUUUUUUCCAGAAUAUUAAGAGUUUGAUUUUGCCACACAUGCAGUUAUGCGCGUUGCUUUUUCAUUGACUGUGGCUGCUCUUGUCUGUCUCUGUUCCCUCUAGCAGUGUGCUGCAUUGCAGUGUGCGUUUCAGUGAGUUACUUCAAAGUUUGACUGAACUGCAUCGUCCCAGCAGAGGUUUAGACAAGCUGCUGCUGGACUCAGUGUUUUUGUCACACUUGUUUAAAUAGGAUUAGUUGGAAAACACUUUGCUUUUAUUUGCUUUGUUCACCAGAAUAGGACGCCGAUCCUUCCUGUCUGAGCUUUGAAGGGCAGUGGGUAGUGAGACCUCGGAGCCAAAGACUGCAUAGAUGAGCUGUGGGGUCUGUGUGCAGGUUCAGUGCUUGUGUGGUGUGCUCUGGUGGGCAGCGUGCCGUGGAGGCUGAAUAGCCAGUGCUGGAGGAGCUCCUGCGCUCACAAAGUCUUGAGGAACCACUUCUGAUUCUAACCAUGUUGGCUUGAGCAGUGUAGAUUUGAUGCUGUUGGGUGAUAAAAGGAGUCCUUAGGCAUUUUUCUGAUUCCCCACAAAAAAAGGAAGAAAUGUCUUGAGAAUGCUGGAGAGCCAGCAUGCUGCCUCACCUAAAAACACUGAGCUGAAUCCUUUUGUGUAUCUUGUGGGUCUUUCUGUGGGUUUGUGUGGCACUCCCAGUUGUGCCACUGGCCGAUUGAAACGCUUCUCUGUCUCCCGCCGUUGCUUCUUGCACAGAGCUGACCUUUGAUCCCGUUGAGUUUCUGUCUUCCAGUGAUGCUUUUCUUCCUCAGGGUUUAUACAUUCCUUGUUGGUAUUUUUCUCCCCAGUUCUUUGACUGCUGUGACUGACUGGGUGUCACUUUCUUAUUUUCUUCUCCUUAUUUUGUAUGGCUGUAGCUUCCCUGUGGUCUCACAACUCUCCCUUUGCUUUUCAGAAACGUCUGGGUUUUUCUAGUUAUUCUGUAAGGCUGUGCACGCAGCCAUACUUCACAGAGCCAGGCCCUGCUCACGGGCAGCUGACUCAAGGGCUGCUGGUUACGCUCCAGCCGCUGGCUUUGGGGAGCACACUUGCACAGGCAGAGCAGUUCCUGUACUGCAGCUCCAGCGCCUGGGCUUUGCACCAGCUGCGGUUUUGCGCAGCGCAGCAUCUGUUAAUUCCACCUUACUGUUUUAAUGCCUUGAAUACAAAAGCCAGAAAUAACAAUGGAAAUCUUCAUUCUCCCUGGCUAUGAUGCAUUCUUCUGCACUACUGAAACUAUAUCAAAAUUCAGGCUUUUCAAGCAAAAAAAAAAGCAUAACCCAAAGCUGCGAGUGUGCCGCGAGCUUAAAAAAUAACAGAAUGAUAACAAUCUGCUAUGAUCAGGAGACUUAUGAUGCACCUUCUACUUCGAUCAUAACGUCCAAGACGCGUAGCUUGUUCUGAAGAUGCUUUUCUGCCUUAAAUCUGCAAAUGCAAAAAUGCUGAAUAUUCAGAAUCUUGGCUUGAAACUCUGAACCGAUGAUAUCAGCAGUGAGCUGAAAACCCGGGGAAGGUUUGAAGUCAGGCCUUCUAGCUCAGCUUUAAUCUCAAUAGCAGGGGAGAAAACUUUAGCUAUCAAACCUUCCUGUUCCUAGAAAUGUUUAAAAUUUACAAAUAUUCUGUCUCGUAGUUGAGGCAUCUCAGAUGCAGGUUCAUAGACUAAAGAAUUUUUAAUGUUCUGUGCUUUUAAAAAGUUUUGUUAGUUUUGGUACAUGUUUACUUUUGCAGGCUCUUUGAGUAGGCAUGCACAAAUGUGCAGGGAACAAACUUCUGCAGGCCAGUUGACACAUCCAGAAAUGCUUAAAGGAAUGUUGUUGGUGCCACUGUAGCUACGUGUUCUGUCUGCUCUCGUGUGCAGCGUCCAUCAGCACUCCAGAAGAAGGUGGGGAUUAAAGAAAAAUAAAAUUGUGGUCAUUUCUUAAACAUUCUUUUAUAGCUCAACUUAAUUCACGGGCUUGUUUUUGAGGGUAGUUUGGUAUGUGGGGAGAACUGUGUUAAGUUGUUUUUACAGCUGACUUGACGUUUCUCUGAGUAUAAUUUGCUGUUAUUCCAGCAUGGCAAAGAUCUGCAUAAUUCAUGCGUGCUCAACGUAAUCACUGGUUUUCUUCUAACAAUAAGUGGCAUUGUACCAAAAGCAAUAUAUCCUGUGUGUAGUUAGUAGUGGAAGUAAUUAUUAGUGUGCAGCUUUUAUUUUCAUUGUCUUUCCAAUGGUUGCUGCUAGCAUGGAUUUGUGCAUUGACAGUUGUUCCAGGCUGUUAAAGAUGUAUUCUGGGGAAAAAGUCCUGCAUAACACUUGUUUGCUUUCUGGAAGCUGCUGCAGUACUUUGAAGCAGAAAAGAGUUGCAUCUGAUGCUGCAAUAAGCUUGUUUUCCUCUGAGUCUUAUCAGCAGAACACAUCCAGAUCCAGGGAGUUUCUCCGGAAUUGCUCCUCCACGUUUUUCCUCCUGAGAAAGGCCCGGGCUCAACACCAGCACCGUUAGAGCCAAGGAUUAUAAGAGAGCAGAAGGGCUUUUUUCUCUGCUUGAUUUUGGGAUUCUGCUAAGCUACACACAGCCUUAUAAGAUCACGGCGCUGUAAAAAGACUUGGGGAAUGCAACUGGUUUUGUUCGCCGACUACUAACUCAAGACCAGAUAAGAACGCACAGGCAAUAUGCAAUGCAUGGGAACUCUCUAGUCUUAAUUCUGUCCUUCCUGCCCCCUGAUAGCAUUUCUGCACUACUGGCUCUGCAAGUAAAUCUGCGCUGGAUAACUUUCCUUUAAAGAGGGAAGCUUUGUUUUUCCUCAGAAGGACAAGGUAUCAAUAUAGUUAUCUCCCCACCACCUGCAUUUGACUGCUAGUGUGUAGUGUUCAUCAUUACCACUGUUAGAAAAAAUUUAAUGCUGUAGAACUAACAGGGGUGAAGAACUCGCUCUUCUCAACUUGUACAUUUCUCCUUGCUUUUGAAGUGUGUAGAACGAUGCCUACUUUUAAUUAUAACUGAAUAGCUUUUCUGCAUUCUCUGUGCACAUUUUUCUCUGCUGCCUCCUAUUCUAGAUGUUACUUCUAAUGGUGUUAUAAAAAGUGUAGUACUACAGGUGUUGUAUGGUAACUUGUAAAUAAAUUACUAUAAACACAC
Messenger RNA from Lagopus muta (rock ptarmigan), 9269 nucleotides. It is a transcript of the gene MAPK1, whose product is annotated as mitogen-activated protein kinase 1. The record is from RefSeq and is a predicted model, not a curated record. The transcript has 9 exons. Gene Ontology annotation, molecular function: ATP binding; MAP kinase activity. Gene Ontology annotation, cellular component: cytoplasm; nucleus. The coding region runs from base 235 to 1341 and encodes 368 amino acids. Gene Ontology annotation, biological process: intracellular signal transduction; protein phosphorylation. Lineage: Eukaryota; Metazoa; Chordata; Aves; Galliformes; Phasianidae.